Messenger RNA from Dissoconium aciculare CBS 342.82, 3892 nucleotides. RefSeq lists its product as uncharacterized. The record is from RefSeq and is a predicted model, not a curated record. The transcript is spliced from 2 exons. NCBI's taxonomy places the organism in Eukaryota, Fungi, Ascomycota, Dothideomycetes, Mycosphaerellales, Dissoconiaceae. The coding region runs from base 321 to 3668 and encodes 1115 amino acids.
GCAGUAGUGGCGCGGGCUGGCUUGCGAUGAAACUGAAACCAAGAGGUGCCGUCGUGGAGUUUGCUACACGCUAACAUCACUAGCGUCCACGAGCCCGUUGCUUUGCUGACGCGGGCAAGAAGCCGUCGGUGUGAAAGCUGCGAGGUGUCAGACGGAGUUCACAUCAAAACAUCCAUCGUUGCGGUCGUCACCUGCAGCCUUGGCAUCGUGACCAUCGAUCGUCACAUCAUUGUCUGGGACAAUCUGCACCUAGCAGUCAUGAUCCAAUAGCACGUGUUGAGAUCAUCGCUCGAACUCAAGACGCCGUCACAUGACCGCAGAUGGCGGGACCCUCACGCCCGGGACUUGCCCCCGAUACCCGUAAUGGACGCUCGUUUCCACGAGCAAGCUUCAUCCUGCCCAAGACAGGUGAGCGCUCGACCCGGAAAUUCACAUUACGUGAAGCAUCGAGCCGAUCCCGCGCUCAUCGAGAUGCUGCCGCUCUCUUCGGAGAAGACGGCCCUUUCGAAACCGACGAUGCUGAUGCUGGACGUCCCUUGACUCGGACGGAAAUAUGGAAGAAGAAAGCGCAUCGGCAAGGUCUCCGAGCUCUGCAUUUCUUGACCUCCCGGACCGGCAAGGCUAUCCUGAAAUGCUCCAUCGCCUAUGCUAUUGGUAGCAUGGCAACGUUCGUUCCGGCUGUCUCAAAUCUAUUCGGCCACCGACAGGAUAGCAAGCAUCUUGUGGCGACGGUGAUUGUGUAUUUCCAUCCGGCGAGGACGAUCGGCAGUAUGCAUGAGGCUACCAUUCUGGCUACCAUCGCUGUAGCCUAUGCUGCAUUCAUCUCGUUCACCAGCAUGGCUCUCUCAAUGUUCUUCGGUGCCCAUGGCUUACUUGCUUUCGGGCACAUGGUCGUUUUGGUACUGUUCGUUGGAGGCGGGCUUGGUACGAUCGCCUUGGUCAAGCAGCGGUUAGGGAACCCGCUGGUGAACGUCGCCGCUUCUCUAGCCUCGCUUGGAUGCAUCACGGUUCUCAUAAAAGAAGGUUCGGUUCAAGCUGGACGAUUCUCACAUCAGAAAGUCUUGCAAAUCUUGUGCAUGGUCAUAAUGGGAAUCAUCAUCACGACAGUCGUGAACUUCUUGCUCUUCCCAAUCCUCGCUCGCAAAAGACUCGCUGCGGACAUGACGCAGAACACAGACCUUCUCGGUGAAAUGCUGGUCUCGAUCACGAGAGCCUUUCUUCGUGGUGAUGAGGAGGACUUGUCUGGCGACUACUACAAGCAGAUGAAUGCCGAGCAUCAAGCUUCGUUGAACACCAUGAAGCAGAACUUGCGUGAAGCGAAGAUGGAAUUCUUGGUUAUCGGGAAAGAGAAGCUGUACGAUCUCCAAGCACGCAUCGUAUCAUGCCUUUCAGAACUGUCUCAGGACCUCGGUGGCCUUCACAGCGCAGCUAAUGCGCAAUUCUCCUUUAUCAGCCAGACAGCAUCGGACGGCGGUCUUGAACAGACAACAAAUUUCAGCACUGGCAACUUUGUUACAAGUCCGACGCAGGAACUCACUCAGUACCCUGGCCUGGGUAUUAUAUCGGAGAAUGGCGAAGGAGAAUCGCAAUUGUCGAGUAGUGUAUCCACGAUCAGACAUUUCAAAGACCCGAGGACCAACUGGACAUCGUCACUGACCGUACCUGGUGUCGACACUCCUCCAAGGCUUACUAUGGAAUCUCCGACGCCAGAGUCGACAGAUGUAUACAACUCGACAAACCUCAUGCAGAGCCCAGGCGAGAUGUUCAUUGCCUUUAUCAGCCGUCUUGGGCCUCCAACAAAGUCUUUGGUGUUCACAAUGAAGCAAAUCUUAGAUGAGUUGCCUUUCCGCGAUAAGCCCGAAUCGGCCGAGGGAUGGAAUCCAUGGAUCCACCGAUCACUCGAAGUCGCCAUAGAUGAGCAAUUGCAUUCGAGUCUACGUCUCGCUGUUGAGAUGUAUCGGCAGUCUCGUAUGGAAGCUCUUGCCGAGCUGCAUCAAAGUCGAGCCAUGAAUGCUGCAAUCAAUGCUCAGCAGGGCUUGAAGUCCAAAUUCGGCCAGCGUAGUGCUACCACGUCGACCGCGAACGAUCCCAAAGCUGGUAAGACGCCGCCAGUUUCGCAAUUCUACCAGAAGCAAGACGAGAUCUUGGCCGAUAUCGAAGAGGUCUCGGCUUGCUGCGGGCAUUUUAGUUUCUCGUUACUCGAUUUUGCCGAGGAUGUUCUAAACUAUCUGGAGAUCUUGCAAGAACUCAAAGCGGAAAUGGAGGCUGGAAGACGCUCAUGGAACUGGCUACAAUUCUGGAGCCGGCAUAGAGCUGCGGACGAACAGCCUCAUGUCGCACCUCCAGCAAUGCGAACUCACGGGAUAGACAGUGAAGUCGGCGUGGAAGUUGCCGCGCACAUCCGAAAGCUCGACCAAUCCAUGGACUCCUCGCGUCUGCCCAAGCCGUGGUACACCAGAGUCCACCGAGCUUUGCGAGUGCUGCGGCGAGAUGACGUAGUCUUUGCGAUCAAGGUCGGUAUCGGUGCGAUAAUCUAUGCAUUCCCCGCCUUUCUUAAUUCUACAAGGCCAUUCUUUUCUCAAUGGCGUGGUGAAUGGGGCCUGGUCACAUACAUGCUGGUAUGCUGCAUGACGGUCGGGGCCUCCAACACGACCGGGCUCAAUCGAUUCGUCGGUACAUUCAUUGGAUCGUGUCUGGCCAUCGUGGCGUGGGUCAUGUCAAGUCACCAUGGAGUAGCCGAUCCGGUCCUACUCGGUUUCUUGGGAUUCUUGGUCUCACUCCCUUGCUUCUACAUCAACAUUGCGAAGAAGGACGGACCUUUCUGCCGAUUUAUUCUACUCACGUACAACCUCGGAGCGCUAUAUUCCUACAGCUUGUCCAUUCACGACGACGACAACGAUGACGACGAAGGUGGGAUUGAUCCCGCGAUCUGGGAUAUUGUACUGCAUCGAUUUGUGUCAGUCAUCGUGGGAGUCAUUUGGGGUCUCAUCGUCUCCCGCGUCAUCUGGCCCGUAAAGGCCCGGCGCAAACUCACCGACGGUCUUUCCGUGCUGUGGCUACGCAUGGGAUUGAUUUUUCGCCGCGAUCCAUUGAUGACAAUCAUCCUCGGCGACCCAAACUCCCACUACAUGGAUAUCCGUGAAGAAUCAGAACUACACACCUUCCUUGGCACACUGAAAACCACCUGCAAAGCUGCAGCGUCCGAAUUCGAGCUAGAGGGACCUUUUCCAAACGACAUUUUCAAUCGCACUCUUUCCCGCACCGAGCGCAUGCUCGACGCCUUCCACGCCCUCAACGUGGUGAUUCGGAAAAAUCUCCAAUUCACCCCCGGAGAAGCCGCGGUCCUCCGCUUCACGCGCGCCGAACGCAUGAAGCUCUCCGCACGUAUCUCCCAUCUGUUCACCGUCCUCGCCAGCAGCAUCAAGCUCGAGUACCCCAUUAGCGAUGCUCUACCAGAUAUCGAAAACAGCCGCGAUCAGCUUCUUGCGAGGAUCUCGGAGUAUCGCCGUCAUGGAGGCGGAAGGGAGAUCACGACGGAGCAGGAUUAUGAAUUACUCUAUGCGUAUGUCUUGGUCACGGGACAGCUGGCGCGGGAUAUUCACGCGAUUGUGCCGGAGAUUGAGACGCUUUAUGGGACUCUUAAUGAGGAGAACUUGAAGUUGGAAUAGAUUAAAAGCUAUAUGAUUAUUUCGCUAGCUCCGCCCUUCCACUUUGUAUACAUAGCUGCACUCAUCGUCACAUGUGGUGGUACAUGAAAAGAGCGAGGCUGCUUAAUACCUCUCCUCCAUGUGUUUUGGGGCGGACUUUGCUCCGAAGACAGCCUGUGCAUUGAUUUGGGUAUAUAGUGGGAACAAAAAUCCCGGCAUCCAACCGCACUUAUUCAGAAGUCGCG